AUGGGAUUAAAAGUUCUAAUGUUUUGCACACUAGUUGCACUUCUUAUAUUUUCAUUUGCUGGAAACUGCAAAGGUGUUUCAUGUUCAUUGAAUCCUUGUUUAAAUGGUGGGGAAUGUAUAACACAUUAUGAUGGGAAUGACAUAUGCAGGUGUGCGCGUGGUUACGGGGGAGCUACGUGCAACGUACAGGAUACCACAUGUGAUGUAUCGCAUUGUAACAACGGUGGUACAUGCCAUACUGCAGUAGAGGACGGCCGCACCGUUCAAAUGUGUUUAUGUACCUUCGCAUACACCGGUGAUACUUGUCAAGUGCUGAUAAGUUCGUGCGAGGAAGUGGAUUGUGUGCAAGGCGAAUGCGAAAUACAAGACGGUCGGGCGGUGUGUGUUUGUGAGGAAAAUUACACAGGCCCAAGAUGCAACAACUAUGAUUAUUGCUCCAGUGAGCCAUGUAGGAACGGGGCAACAUGCACCAACCUACCACAGCACUUCAGCUGUACAUGUGCAGAAUACUGGUUCGGCGACACGUGCGAAAAUUUCCGAAGUCCUUGUAUAUCAGUGCCCAAUAUAUGCAAGAAUAAUGGUGUUUGCGAGACUACAGAUGAUCAUUGGUAUUGUGUUUGUCCCAAUGGUUUUGUGGGCAAUUAUUGUGAAGCCAAGAACAUUCAACGCAGCUCAGACCCAUGUACACCUGAUCCUUGUGUUAAUAGUGGUACAUGCGUGGAGAAGUCAGCCACAGUGUACCAGUGUGUGUGUUUACCUGGGUUUGGAGGAACCAACUGUGAAAUAGACAUCGACGACUGCCAAGAUGAUCCUUGUCAUAAUGGAGCUACAUGUAUUGACCAAGCUAACUCACCGUUGUGUCAGUGUGCCCCUGGGUGGACAGGUGCUACAUGCGAACAUGACGUGGACGAAUGCGCACUAAAUCCAUCAGCAUGUUUACAUGGGGGAACAUGUCUCAACUCAGAAGGUUCCUACCAAUGUACCUGUGUUAAUGGUUGGACAGGUGAAGAUUGUGGAACAAACGAGGACAAUUGUUUAAAUAAACCUUGUUUUCAUGGAGCUACAUGUAUUGACUUGGUGGGAAGAUUUGAAUGCAUUUGUCCCCUUAAUAAAACAGGAUUGUUAUGCCAUGUUGACAACGCUUGUGUGGCGGACCCUCCCCCUUGCGCAGCGGGUGCACAAUGCGACACCAACCCAAUAAACGGGCAAGCGAUAUGCACGUGCCCUGCAGGUUACACUGGUGUCAAUUGCUCGCUUGAUCUGAACGAAUGUGACUUGGGAACGAACCCAUGUGAAUAUGAUGGCACAUGCGUUAACAUACCGGGCAGCUACAAGUGUGUGUGCGCUAAUGGUUAUUCUGGCCCAAGAUGUGAGGAAAAUAUAAACGAAUGCGAAUCCAACCCAUGUGUUAAUGACGCAACUUGUCUGGAUAAGAUUGGAACGUUUCUAUGUCUUUGCUUGCCAGGUUAUACCGGGGUAACAUGCAGUGAAGAAAUUGAUGAAUGCGAAUCAAACCCUUGUCUUUAUGAUGGAGAAUGCAUUGACCAAGUGCAUGGAUAUAUCUGUAACUGUGCAGCAGGAUACACUGGUACAAACUGUCAAACCAACAUAGAUGAUUGCGCGUUGGCACAUUGUCAGAACCACAUAGAAUGUGUAGAUGAUGUGGACGACUAUACUUGCAUUUGUCUACCUGGAUAUGGUGGUAGGAAUUGUGAAACGGAUAUUGAUGAAUGUGCAUCAUCUCCCUGCCAUUAUGGUACUUGUGUAGAUGGAAUUAACAGAUACACAUGUAACUGUGAGCUUGGAUAUGGUGGUACAUUAUGUGACACCCCGAUAAAUGAAUGCGACUCCAACCCAUGUCAGAAUGGUGGCACGUGCCACGAUCUUGUGGCCUCGUAUUCAUGCGACUGCCCUCUUGGUACCGCGGGAUCUAAUUGCGAAACCAACAUUCAAGAAUGUGCGUCCAAUCCUUGUCAACAUGGUCAAUGUGUUGAUGGUAUCAACAAAUACACAUGUGACUGUGAUCCUGGCUAUUCAGGCCUUCAUUGUGGAGCAGAUAUCAACGAAUGUUUAUCCAACCCAUGUUAUAAUGGGGGCACUUGCGAAAAUCGACUCAAUUCAUUUGUGUGUCAUUGCCCUGCAGGUUAUAACGACCCAAGAUGUUAUUCGAACAUUGAUGAAUGCACGAGCAAUCCUUGUGUGAACGGAGAUUGCCAGGAUGACAUCAACAAGUAUAUAUGCAACUGCUACCAUGGGUACGUGGGUGUCAACUGUGAGUACGAUAUUAAUGAAUGCGAGUCAUCACCUUGCGUUAAUGGAGGUUCAUGCUUGGAUCUUGUCAACUCAUAUUCAUGCAGAUGCAAGACUGGAUAUGAAGGUGUAAAUUGUGAAACUGAUAUUGAUGAAUGUAGUCCAUCACCUUGUUUAAAUGGUGGUUCAUGUGCAAACCUUAUUGGUCGAUAUGUUUGUACUUGUCCACUGGGAUUCACAGGUAGCGAAUGUGAAACAGCUUUAACCCCAUGUGACCCCAUACCAUGUAAUAAUGGUGGUAGUUGCCAACCUAAUGCUGACUACCUUGGCUACACAUGUGUUUGUACACCAGGAUUUCAAGGCCCCACAUGCGCAAAUGACAUCAAUGAAUGCAUGUCCCCACCCUGUAAGAAUGGUGGCAAAUGUAGAAACCGGGAACCCGGUUAUUUCUGUGAAUGUUUGGAUGGUUAUUCCGGCGUAAACUGUGAGGAGAACGUGGAUGAUUGCGCUAGUGACCCAUGCAUGAACGGUGGAACUUGCCUUGAUGAUGUUAAUUCGUAUAAAUGUCUUUGUAAACGUGGUUUUGACGGCAACCAAUGUCAGAACGAUGUGAAUGAAUGUGAGAAUGAACCAUGUAAGAAUGGAGCUACGUGUACAGAUUAUGUAAACAGCUACGCUUGUACUUGCCCGCCUGGUUUUCGUGGAACAACAUGUAUGGAAAACAUUGAUGAAUGUAAUAUUGGUUCAUGUUUAAAUGGUGGAACAUGUGUGGACGGGAUUAAUUCAUAUUCAUGCAACUGUAUGGCUGGUUUCACAGGUGCCAAUUGUGAGCGCGAUAUAGAUGAAUGUGUUUCCUCCCCGUGUAAGAAUGGAGCACCAUGCAUUCAUGGUAUCAAUACAUUCACAUGCCAGUGUUUGACCGGCUAUACUGGACCCACAUGUGCUCAAAUGGUUGAUUUGUGCCAGAACAACCCAUGUAGGAAUGGUGGACAAUGUAGUCAAACAGGAACUACAUCUAAAUGCUUGUGUACGUCAUCGUAUUCUGGUGUUUAUUGCGAUGUACCUCGGUUGUCGUGCUCUGCUGCUGCUACAUGGCAAGGUGUUGAAGAGACAUCAUUAUGCCAACAUGGUGGGCAAUGCAUCAACAGUGGCUCGACACAUUAUUGCUCAUGUAGGGCAGGUUAUGUGGGAAGUUAUUGUGAAACAGAUGAAGAUGAUUGUGCGAGCUACCCUUGUAAGAAUGGAGCGACGUGUACUGACUAUCCUGGAAGCUACACAUGUACAUGCAUGGAUGGAUUCCAAGGAACUAGAUGUGAAACUGAACUGAAUGAAUGUGAAUCUAAUCCAUGUUUAAACAACGGACAAUGUGUUGAUUUGAUCAACGCUUAUAAAUGUUUAUGUCAAGUAGGGACCAGUGGUGAUCGUUGCCAAGACAAUGAGAAUGAAUGUACCAGCACUUCUUGCUUCAAUAGUGGGAACUGUGUGGAUGGGAUUGGUGGAUUCACAUGUACCUGUGUUCCUGGUUAUGCUGGCCCAAGAUGCGAGGGUGACGUGAAUGAAUGUGUGCCAAACCCAUGUAAUACUGAAGGUUCAACUAACUGUGUACAAGGGAUAAAUAAGUUUACAUGUACAUGUAAACAGGGAUAUACUGGCACGAGGUGUGAGAAAAAACUUACAAGUUGCAGCACUAUGCCUUGUUUUAAUGGAGCCACAUGUACAGAUGCUCCGUAUGAACCCACUGGGUAUAGAUGUACUUGCUCUAAUGGUUAUCGCGGCACCAACUGUGAGGAAGUGAUGUCACGAUGUAGAGAUGGGCUUGUGUGUUACAACGGGGGUACAUGCCAUGAAAACGCAAGUGGUGGCGAAAUGUGUUUGUGUCCUGCUGACUAUAAUGGUGACAACUGUAUAUACUACAUACCUGGUCAAGCUGCAGGUCCUGGAACCAAUAAUAUCAAUAUACCUGAGUUUAUAAAGAAAGUAUGUCUGGAUCCCACAUGCGCUGCAUUGAAAGGAAAUGGGGAAUGUGAUGCGAAAUGUAACACCCACGGUUGUGAGUACGAUGGGGGAGAUUGUUCUUACGGAAAUACCGAUCCUUGGGCAAAAUGUCCGGCAUCUUUACAAUGUUACAAUUACUUUCACGAUGGUGCAUGCGAUGAAGCGUGUAAUAAUGCUGAUUGUUUGUUUGACGGCUUCGAUUGUGAAACGCCACAUGAAGCUUGCCCAGCCGAUUACCAAGAUUAUUGCGAUAAGAAUUACAAGAAUAAUAAAUGCGACAGCGGUUGUAAUACAUUUGGGUGUGGUUGGGACGGGUUGGAUUGCGAUAAAGAUCAUCCGCAACAACCUGCAGCUGGAGAACUGAUAAUGAUCGUCCUUAUACCACCUGAGGAAUUGAUCUCUCGCCAAGCAGAGUUUCUUCGGUUUAUUGGAACUGUGCUUCACUCUGUUGUUGAGUUUAAACUAACAACAUCAGGACAACCUUAUAUUGAAGCAAUAUCUUCACAGUUAUCACGAAAGAAAAGAUCGGUAAUAUCUUCGCUUGGUUGGGAGAAGUUUGUCGGAUAUGAUUCAUCCAUUUAUCAUAACAAGACACACACUCGAUUACGAAGAGCUUCAAACACUUUCUUCUCUAAGGCUCACUUAUUGGUAAACAGCCAGAAAUGCAAGCAAACAUCAUCUGAAUGCAUUGAUACGACUGACAACGCAGCUUCUGUGAUAUCAGCGCGUGCAAGCACAGGAACGUUGGAAGCCGAGUUUCCCAUCAAUACUGUAGCCAGCACUACCAACCCAACCCCCCCACCACAGGAUUAUACAUACAUAGUUGGGGCAGCAGGAGGAGUGGUUCUCGUGAUCGUGAUCAUUGGUGUUCUGACGCACCGCAAGCGAAAGCGUGAGACAAGUACAUUAUGGGCACCCGAAGGUUUCAAUGUUACCAAGAAACAAAGGAGAGAACCCAUCGGACAAGAUGACUUGAAUGGUUUAAACGGCAGCAUCCACCCCGGCGAGCUUACCCAGCUUGAUACAGCAGGAACCCCGUUUUUAAAUCGAUGGGAAAACACCUCGUUGCCCCAGAAAUCCAACCACUACCAUGUACAAUACACACCAGAGAAUAUUACAUUUCUUCCUAACAACGGCACUGUGCCACGCUCACAAAUGUCGAGCUCGGCGCAAAAAUCGUCGAGUCGCGACGACAUGGAACCCACCGACAAUCGCAAGUGGACGCCACAACAUCUGGAAGCUGCGGAUUUAUCACGAGCGGGGUCCGCUUGUACCCCCGUUACCGACCUCACCCCACCCCCGCAUAUAGAUGUGGAUGAAGAUGAUGUUAACGCACGCGGUCCAGAUGGAGUAACUCCAUUGAUGGUUGCCUCCAUACGUGGUGGAGGGGUUGACCAUGGUAUUAGUGACGAUGAAUCCCAACAUAGUGGUGAUGCUGGUAUAAGCGGUGAAGGAAGCGAUUCCAUGAUUGCUGGUCUUCUACUGCAAGGAGCAUCAUUGAGCGCCCAAACAGAUAGAUCUGGUGAAACUGCAUUGCACUUGGCUGCGCGUUACGCACGAGCGGAUGCAGCGAAACGACUCCUUGAUGCAGGAGCGGAUGCAAAUAUGAAGGACCACAGUGGGAGGACUCCUCUUCAUUCUGCUGUGGCUGCCGACGCACAAGGAGUCUUCCAAAUAUUACUCAGGAACAGAGCAACAGACCUUGAUGCAAGAACAAACGAUGGAACGACACCCAUGAUAUUGGCAUCUAGAUUAGCAGUUGAAGGAAUGGUGGAAGAAUUGAUAAGUGCUAAUGCUGAUGUUAAUGCCGUGGAUGAUCAUGGCAAAUCUGCUCUCCACUGGGCUGCAGCGGUGAACAACGUGGAUGCGGUUUCCACGCUCUUGAGAGCUGGAUGUAACAGGGAUGCUCAAACUGAGCGCGAGGAGACUCCUCUCUUUCUUGCAGCAAAGGAGGGAAGUUACGAAGCCAUUCGUAUUUUACUCGAUCAUUACGCUAACAGGGAUAUAACGGACCAUAUGGAUAGGUUACCCCGUGACAUUGCACAAGAACGCCUCCAUACAGAUAUCGUUCAACUACUUGAUGAAUAUAACCUUGUGCGAAGCCCACCACUGCCGGCCAAUCACAUGACGUCACACAUGAACGGACAUGCGAUGAUGUCACGUGACCCUUACCUCACUUCACAGAUGAAACAACAUACAACGGGCAAGAAACCUCGUCGUCAAUCAAAUCGUGCGGAUGGUAAACCUUCUCGGAGGGUAAAGAAGACCCCUACAAGCUCUCAAGGCCCCCCAUCAUCUGUUACCACUGCCGAUAGCAUCACCCCUGUAAUUGACCCCACCCCAAAUAUGGCAAUUCACCCCGGGAUCACCCACGUGGGUGAAAGCACCCUCUCACCCGGCAACAACUCCCUGCCUUCACCCGCUACCACGUAUAGCACCGACUCCACCCUGUCACCCCCGUCUUCCAUGGGCCCCCCAUCGAACGGGACGUACCACCCCCACCUACACCCCCACCAACAAGGGGUUCCGCACCAGUUCAGCAACAUGGAAGAGCGAAUGAUGUCAACGCUCAACUACCGGGGAACCCCCCCACGCCUCUCACACCCCCUACCGCACGGUGGGGCACCAGGGUUAUACCCCGCACGAUCACACGGACACCUUGCAGGCACCCACACUGGCCUCGGGUUCUCACUUGGCCAAAUACCCAACGGACAGGUCCCACAAGAGUGGAUACAACGCAAUGAAAGAAUUCAACAACAGAAUCAACAAAAUCAACAGAUGUACAACGCAGUGAUCAGCCAAUCAGGCGUCCACCACCCGUCACAGUUCGCCGCAUAUCGUGCCCUUGGUUUCCCCGAGCAACAACAUAACAGGGUGGAUAGCGCCUCUAGUGACCAAAGAAGAUAUUCUGAAGUGAUAUACGGCAAAGGGUUGCCUAUAUACAGUCUACCACACACCCAACCCCAGCUAGGCUACACCACUAUACAGGGCGUACCACACCAACACCCAGUAAGCUCUGCAGGACAGACACCUCCAGUGCAAACUGGCACAGUUAUAGCACCACAUAGUUACACCAAUGUAUUGGAGAAAUAUCCGACCCCCCCAUCUGCGCAUACGAUGUCUCCUUCAUCUGGAUCGGAGAACCUUUCACCCCCUGGACCAUUACCCCCUGCCCCCAAGCAUUUGGUGCACGAUCUCUCAUACGAAACCCCCAGCCCCGAUUCUCCCGACCCAUGGUCCAGCUCUUCACCCAGCAACUCAGACUGGUCUGAGGGUAUCCGUAGCCCCCCAGGCCCCAUGCAGGGUCACCACCAUCAUGCCCCACAACCACAGCACCAGAGAAUGCGAGUUUACCCACCACAGAACACCGGGGCUGCGAUCGCCGGCAAAAUGGGGGUAGCUUAA
Messenger RNA from Ciona intestinalis (vase tunicate), 7650 nucleotides. Lineage: Eukaryota; Metazoa; Chordata; Ascidiacea; Phlebobranchia; Cionidae. The record is from RefSeq.